Molecule: messenger RNA, 873 nt
Organism: Mucor mucedo
Lineage: Eukaryota; Fungi; Mucoromycota; Mucoromycetes; Mucorales; Mucoraceae
Exons: 1
Coding region: 240-803 (187 amino acids)
Source: RefSeq, a predicted model, not a curated record
CUUCGAAUCACUAAAGAUACUGAAUUGAGUGAUAAUGAUACCAUCAAGAACACAAAGAACGUGAACCGUAAAAAGAAGCAUCAACACAAACAUACAGGUGGAUGUUGUGGUGGACAUCAUUAAAUCACUUGUGAUACAAAAAUAUCUUUUUUUUCUCUCUCUCUCUCUCUAUCUCUCUCUCUUUCUUUUUUUUUUCAUUUCUUUUUCUUUUUCUCUCUUUUCACCUCCAACCACCCCCCAUGAGUAAUAACAAUAAUAAAAAAGUACCUGAAUGGUCUUUACAGUUGACAGAGAAACUGAUGUCUCCUAGUAUCUCAUCCUCUGCCAUCAUUAUGCAUCAUCCACAGGAUAAGCAGUUUGAAAAUUACCUCGACCGACAGUUCACCUCAGACGAUGCAACUUUACUCAAGAACAGACUUUCCGAAACUCCUUCCAAAAAGCCUUCGGAAGCCACCACCUUGCGAAAUUCCUCAGGUACUGCCAAAUACCCCACGAUCGUUCCAAAAGGAGGAGGAGGAAACCCACAGAACGACGAGGAGGAGGAGGAGGCAAACCCUUGGUGGUUAACCAAGAACGAUACGGACGGCUUUUAUUCCUUGCCCGGUGUGUUCUUCUUAUUGGGUUUCAUCUUUCCUCCAUUUUGGUGGAUCGGUUCACUUUGGCCUCGCCACGUAAGAGAAAAAGGUGGGAAAAUGGCAGAACGAUGGCAGAAAUUAAAUCGCAUCAUGUCUAUUGGUUUUAGUUCUAUACUUGUGAUACUUGUGAUUGUUUUUGCUGUUUUAUAUGCCACUGGUAACAUGUAAAAAAAAAGAAAAAAAAAAAGUCUUAUACCCUGCAUUUUUAUUAUCAAAUAAAAUCAAAAAAAAAAAAAAA